Molecule: messenger RNA, 4438 nt
Organism: Erpetoichthys calabaricus (reedfish)
Lineage: Eukaryota; Metazoa; Chordata; Cladistia; Polypteriformes; Polypteridae
Gene: adgrd1
Product: adhesion G protein-coupled receptor D1
Exons: 26
Coding region: 418-3186 (922 amino acids)
Biological process (GO): adenylate cyclase-activating G protein-coupled receptor signaling pathway; cell surface receptor signaling pathway
Cellular component (GO): membrane
Molecular function (GO): G protein-coupled receptor activity
Source: RefSeq, a predicted model, not a curated record
ACGGCGGCACUGCGAUCUUUAGUGCUUUCAAUUCAAGCCGAAGCACUCUAUUUGGCGGACAAGGUGGAGCCGCCCGGACCGGGACGCCAGUUCACUCUUGGACGCAAUUUUUACGACUUGUGGAUUAAAUACUGGUGAAAAAGUGAAGGCACCGAUCAAGCCGUAAACAUUUCUUUUGGAUUAUUCGAAACUUUACUUUGGGAAAAACACGGAUCUCUUAACAUUUUGUUUUAACUCUUAACGCCCGGAGGAAUUUACUGCACUGGGCACAGCUCAUCGCGGCUUUAACAUUACUUUGUGUGACUCGGAGAAGUUCGGCGACAACUGAUGUACAGAAAACGGACACAAUGUCGUUAGUACACUGGGCGAGUCUAGAAGUUCACUAAUUCUAAUGUCUGUGUGUGCUGACCUCUUUCCAUGCUCACGAUGGAAAAACCUGGACGCUUCUUGUCGCUUACUGCAGUUCUGGCAUUAAUACGCACGCGCUUUCAGGUUCAUUGUAUAAAUUCUCCUUCAUUGGAUCACCCAGGUUUUAAUGUGUUUGUGUCUGCCUCACACUACUGGCCCUUGGAUAUGCAAGAUGGAUCUAAAGAACAACUGCACACGAUUGGAAAUCGAACAGCUCUUGUUAAUGGAAAAAAUAUAUCUCUCAGAAUCCACAACUACACUGUGCUCUCCUCACAUAACUCUACCUCUGUAUAUGCCAAUGACUCUGCCUACACUAACCUUUCUGCAACCGUAGUAGACAUUGUUGCAGAAAUCAUUAGCCAAGGAAUUUAUGUCAACAGUGAUGACGGAGAGAAGUUUUUGCACUUUGGGAACAGCAAAAAUUCUUGCAUCAGUGAUCUGGCAUUCUGUUCACCAGAAGGUGUGACAUUUUCCUUUUUCUGGAAAAAACAAGAAUCACCAUCCACCUCCAAAAAUCCCUCUGUGGGAAAAAUAAUAUCCAGCAGUUUUUCUGUCUGUAUUGGUGGCCCAGAUGGUGACGUGGAAUUCUUCACUCAUCAGAAAACCCAUAUUUGGAGAGCUCAGUUCAGUCCUUCAGAUUCCUACUGGACAAACAUUCUGUUCACAUGGACACAAAACGGCGGCUUGAAAGUUUUCAUUAAUGCCACCAGUACUGCCAAUGAUACUACUGGGAAAGUAUCAGAGAACUAUAUGAACUCUUGUGCAAACCAAGCCAACCAAGAAGACAACAGCCAUUACUAUGGUCACUUUGUUACUGGUUCAUUUGAUGAGUUCAUAAUUUGGGAACGAGCCUUGACACCAGAAGAAAUUGAGCUGUACUAUAAGGCAGCAACAGGCAUUCCUGUAACUAUAGCUACCUCAUCAUCUUUUGCAAACUCUACAAGUGCGCCACUGGAUCUAUUGAUGUCAACAGAUGCCUAUCAUCCCAUAAUCACAAAUUUGACUGUGGAAAUUCAAAAUUUCCGAUAUCAUGAACCAGUGCUCGGUUUCCUGGAAUCUGUUUCAGUUAAGCUGCCAAACAAAACUAUACCACCGGAGACAGCUUCCAACCUAACAGAGAUUUUCCUAAACAGUGUGGAUGAAGUACUUUCAUUACCCAGCUGGACUGAUGUUCCUGAGUCAUACAUGGUUGUCAGUGGUUUGAUUGAAACAGUUGAUAAAGUCAUGGUGCAUAUGGUCAUCAAUCUCGAAGAGAAGCAGUCUACUGUUAUCUCCAUUGAGGGUACAACAAGUGUGGCAGAUUAUUCUCUGAUGAAACUGCCACAGACUGUGAACCCAAGCAACUAUCGCUUCCCUGCACAGGGCAAGAACUACAUCUCGGUUCCUGCUGAAGCAUUCAACCUGAAACAUCAGACUACCAUUGUGGGCCUGUUUUAUCACAAAAUGCACAGAUGUUACCAGAAGAUCAACCCUCUUAGUACAAACAUUAAAGAAGCAGCUGCCUUUAAAGACUACCGUAUCACAGCCACAAGUUACAUCAUCUCCUUAAAAGUGGAUCCUCCCCCGGCCUUGUCUGUCAACCUGUCAGGGAAUCCUCUGAUCAAAAUCGUCCUGAUACACGUUCUGAAUGGAGAACAAUACAGUCUGGCUUCCAAUCAAACCAACAGAGUAUUCCUCUACUGUGCAUAUCUCAACUAUAGCUCUGGAAGUGGAGUAUGGUCCAAUGAAGGCUGCGUCAGAACAGGAGGAAACCUGUCCUUUUCAAUCUGCCUGUGCAACCACCUGACUAACUUUGCCAUCCUCAUGCAAGUGGUGCCACUGGAGCUUGCACAGGUUCACCAGGAGGCACUCUCUCUUAUCAGCUACGUGGGCUGUUCCAUUUCCAUCUUCUGCUUGGGCAUCACCCUUGUCACCUUUGCUAUUCUGUCGUCAGUGAGCACAAUCCGUAACCAGCGCUACCACAUCCAUGCAAAUCUCGCCUUUGCUAUCCUAGUAGCCCAGAUCCUCCUACUCAUCAGUUUCCAAUUUGUUCCAAGUACGCUUCCCUGCAAAAUAAUGGCAGUGCUCCUUCACUUUUUUUUCCUGAGUGCCUUUGCAUGGAUGCUGGUGGAAGGCCUUCACCUCUACAGCAUGGUGAUCAAAGUCUUUGGAUCGGAGGAAAGCAAGCACAUAUAUUACUAUGGAGUAGGCUGGGGAGCACCACUAGUCAUUUGUAUUGUUUCGAUUACUUCAUCUUUACACAGUUACGGAGAUGUUGGAAACUGCUGGCUUUCUCUGAAGACUGGAGCAAUCUGGGCAUUUGUGGCACCAGCCUUGUUUGUGAUUGUGGUAAACAUUGGCAUUUUGAUAGCAGUAACAAGAAUCAUCUCCCGAAUCAGUGCAGAUAAUUACAAAGUACAUGGAGAUGCAAAUGCAGUCAAACUCACUACUAAAGCUGUGGCCGUGCUUCUACCAAUCUUAGGAAUCUCUUGGAUUUUUGGGGUGCUUGCAGUGAAUGAACAAGUUCUUGCAUUUCAAUACAUGUUUGCAGUAUUCAAUUCUCUGCAGGGAUUCUUCAUUUUUCUCUUCCAUUGUCUUCUUAACUCUGAGGUCCGAGCCGCCUUUAAGCACAAAACCAAAGUUUGGUCUCUAACCAGCAGCUCCAUUAGGAAUGUCAAUGUAAAACCUUUCAAUUCAGAUGUGAUGAAUGGAAACAGACCAGGUGCAACUCCAACCAAAAUGAAUACGUGGGAUAAAAGCACAAACUCAGCCAAUCGUAUUGAUCUAUCUGCAGUGUAACACAGGUGACACCAGGAUAUUUGCUUUUGGACUUCUGACAUAAAAGAAAAAAAAAAACUAAAAACAAUUUGAAUGGAAAUGGAAUCUGGCACUGAAAAGUGUAUGUGAAGAAGUACAACUCAACAACAUAUGACUUGAUUAAAUUCCUUACAACCAGAGUUACUGAGAAGCUCUAGAAACACUUUUUAUUUUUUGUAGGCUGCUAUCACAUCAUGGUUUUUACUGUAAUAAUUAUUACUAUUACUAUUAUUUUUAUUAUGUGUGCUCAAUUGGAUAGUCAGUGUGUCAUUAUUCUUUAACAGAGGUGUCUGGUGUCUUUUAUCCAGAAGCCUUCAUGUUUUCAAAAAAUUGAUUAAAUUUGAGGAAAGUAUAUUUUUACAGGUUAGCUAAUCACUUUGGUUAAGAUGGGAAGCCAAACAUAAAAGACUUUUCUAAAUGUAACUGACUACAGCUGGCAUUUCAGCUUUGCCGCCACCUGAUUGCUGAUUCUGUCAGACAUUUUGGUUAUUUAUAUUAUAAACAAAUUCUAGCGUAAAUCUAAAGUGCCUUGUUAAAUCUCUGAGCCUUUAUUUCUAUAGUGUCUUUCAUCAUAUAUAUUUUUAAUGAAAGCCAUUCACAAUAAACCAAGUUUAACUACAAAUAACACUGCUUUAAACAUGUAGGAAGAGAAUAAUGAACUAAUAUAACUUGUUUCUUUCUAUAACAGUCGAAGUAUUACAAUAUUACAGAGAAAAGUGGAGUAGCCCUAUUUAGGAUAGUAAAACCUUAUUAAACAGGGCAUCAAAAAGUAUUAACACAAGAUUUGUGUAAAAAACAAAAGUAAAGCAAAAUUAAGUAUUAGUAAUCACCCUUGUAAUUUUAGCUGUUCUAAAAAAACAUGGCUCCUUGAUGGUUAACAAAAAUGGUUAGAUUGCUGAAACAAAUCAUUCAGAAUGUCAGAGUGGUUACUGAUGAUUCCUCCAAGUAACUUGGAUUUGUUUCCCUGUUGCAAGUUUUGUGUAAAGUUUGAAGUCAAGCCUAUUUUCUCCAGACACUGUCAGUUUCUUCCACAUAUCAAAGAGAUGUAUGUUUGAAUAAAUGGAUGCUCUAAUUUGGGCCAGAGUAUGCCAGUGUAUGUUGAACAUGACCAAGAAUAGAUAAUCAACACUUGCAUAUGAUGAAGACUGGAAAGGCUCAGUCUUCCUGUAUUUCUGUAGUAAGUAAAGCAGAUUCAGAAAACGAAUGGAUAGAUUAAAUAAAUCAAGGUAAUAAU